CUGGGCGGAGCAGACGUCCACUGUAAGAUAUCUGGUGUAUCGGACCACUAUGCCCAAGAUGAUCCACACGCACUCUACCUGGCCAGGAGGUGUAUUCGGAGCCUCAACUACAAGAAAGAGCCACAGGUCACGAUCGAGAAACCGGAAGAUCCUCUGUACCCACCGGAAGACCUCUACGGGGUGGUCCCAUCCAAUCUGAGAAAGGGGUACAAUGUAAAAGAGGUCAUUGCUAGACUGGUGGACGGGAGUCGGUUCUCAGAAUUCAAGGCUCUUUACGGACCGGCUCUGGUGACUGGGUUUGCACGGCUCCACGGCUACCCCAUCGGGAUAGUGGCCAACAACGGGAUCCUGGACUCGCCGUCUGCCAAUACGACGGGGUUUGUGGUGGGAGGGGAGGCAGAGCGCGGCGGGAUUGCCAAGAACGGGGCCAAGAUGGUGAUGGCUGUCGCAUGCGCACAGGUACCGAAAUUCACAGUCAUUAUCGGCGGGAGCUUCGGCGCUGGGAACUACGGGAUGUGCGGCCGUGCGUACAGUCCCCGUUUCUUGUACAUGUGGCCCAACGCCCGCAUAUCGGUGAUGGGAGGGGAGCAGGCUGCGUUUGUUCUCACCUCCAUCGCCAUACACAAGAUGAGGAAGAAAGGUCAGGAGGUCACGCCGGAGAUGGAAGCAAGAAUGAAGCAGCCGAUAGUAGACAUGUACGAUCGGGAGGGUCACCCCUAUUUCUCGAGCGCCCGACUGUGGGACGACGGGGUGAUAGAUCCGGCAGACACCAGACGUGUUCUGGCCAUGAGUCUCAGUGCAGCCCUCAACGCUCCUCUACCUGACACACACUUUGGAGUGUUUAGGAUGUGA
Geodia barretti is the source of this 852-nucleotide messenger RNA. Lineage: Eukaryota; Metazoa; Porifera; Demospongiae; Tetractinellida; Geodiidae. The record is from the annotation of a GenBank genome assembly.